Messenger RNA from Cyclopterus lumpus (lumpfish), 1324 nucleotides. Its product is annotated as granzyme E-like. The coding region runs from base 48 to 770 and encodes 240 amino acids. The record is from RefSeq and is a predicted model, not a curated record. Gene Ontology annotation, molecular function: serine-type endopeptidase activity. The transcript is spliced from 5 exons. Gene Ontology annotation, biological process: proteolysis. Lineage: Eukaryota; Metazoa; Chordata; Actinopteri; Perciformes; Cyclopteridae.
UUAAAGUCGGUGACUUCACUGCAGCUCCGCUGGCCUCUGGUCGCACCAUGUUCCUCCACCCUGAGCUGCUAGCGCUGCUACUGGUGCUGACUCUUGGCGGCCGAGUUCGUGCAGCCAAAAUCAUCGGCGGCCGCGAGGCCGAGCCGCACAGCCGGCCGUACAUGGCGCUCGUGGAGCUGCGCGAGGAGGACGGUCAGAAGAAACACUGCGGCGGCUUCCUGCUGCAGGAGGACUUUGUGAUGACCGCCGCCCACUGCCAAGCCCGGUUCUACACCGUCUACCUCGGACUCCACAGGGUACCAAAAGGAGCCGAAAUACAGCGUUUGUCUGUGAAGCAAAGCUAUCCACACGAGGACUUCACUUUCACUGAUUUUAAAAAUGACAUCAUGCUUCUGAAGUUGAGCUCCAAGGCUAAUUUCACCCAAAAUGUGAGACCCAUUGCACUCGCAGACAAAAGUGACGUCUCUCUGCCCAACUCCUGCCUGGUCUCCGGCUGGGGAGCGACGCACGAGAACACAAAACACAUGUCUCGCGUCCUCAUGGAGGUCAACGUCACGCUGGCCGACCGCCAGCGCUGUGCCGAGGACCACCUGUACUGCUCGGAGGAGAAGACGGGGCCCAGUAAAGGAGACUCUGGGGGCCCACUGGUCUGUGAGGGAAAGGCGUACGGUGUGGCGUCCGUCUCGUUCCAACCAAAAUCAAAUCUGUAUUAUUUUACUAAGAUUCCUGACUACAGAAGCUGGAUCGAUCCCAUCGUGCAUGACCUCUGAUAAAUGUGACGAUUGAUCGAUCGGCUUUUUUCUUUCUUGUUGGCUUAGAAUUGCCCAGCUGACGAUUGAGAUGCAGAUACGCACGACGUGCAGCGAGACUCUCUCUCUCUCUAAAGUCUGGACGAUGUGCUUUGCUUUGAUGUUUAAUACAAAUUACGUUUUUGUUUAGCAUGUCGAGUCAAAUCCCGGAAAAUAUGUAAACAUGAUUUGGUUCAUUUAAGUGAAAUGAUUUGCUUAUUAAAGUUACAGCAUACUUUUCUUUCUGCUACUGGGGGCUACAAACUGGACAGCCACUUAUACUUUUAGCUUAUUCAAGGCAAAUUUAUACUAAUGACAUGCAGGUUUUAUCAAAAGAAUUUCAUGGCACACGAAUUAAGUGAAAACAUGUAGACUCAAUGCCGUUUAAUAGAUGUAAUAUAUUGAUGUAUAUCAUGCUCUUACAUAUAUUUUAUGCAUUAAAUAAAUGACUGCUUUGUGCAUCUUUUUGCCUCGAUCAGAUGAGAACACAGUUUGUUUUGUACCAUCUUUUUAUACAAUAAACAUCUGCUUUUCCA